AUGACGGAGGAAGCUGCACUGGCUUUCCGGCAGGAGAUCCUCUUCCAGAUGGCUGUUCAUGCGGUUGAGAAGAAGGUAAACGAGAAUCUUCCCGGAAAUGUUCGGCAGGGAAAUGCCUCGGUGGUUGUUGCUGAUUUGGCGGUUUCAUUUCCGCUUGUAUAGAUGAACGAUUGUGGCGUUUUUGAAAUCCCACCAAAUUUCUCUUGACGUCACAUCUCCUGGAAGAGCGCCGUCAGAUGAUCCAUGGGUUGGGGGCAAUCGUGCUUGUAGAUCUCAGCAGGGAUCGCGAACGAUCAGGGCGCUUUCUGCUUGAGAGCUUAUGCACAGCCCUGAGUGUUUCGUGUAGAGAGGGCGGGAGUUCGAGCUAGACGUUGGCCUCCACCUCUUCCUCCUCUUCCUCCUCCUCCUCCUCCUCCUCCUCCUCCUCCUCCUCCUACGCCACCGCCCUAACGUCUGCCGCUGUGACGUCUGUCAUGCCCAUCAACACUACACACAAUCCUGACACACGAACAGACACUAACACCACCACCGUCAACACCGGUGAUGAGGACCUGGUCUAUGCCUGUCCUCAUUACGACUGCACCUUCACCUCACACAUCGGCCUGGUCGGUCACGUGCGAAUUUAUCGCACAGAGAUGGACGAACCAGUGCCUGGAGCACCAACCUACACCCGCCGCAUUCACCUCCAGUGCCCACAAUGUCCUCGGACAUUCAUGCACCGCAUAGGCCUAUUCAGCCACACGCGUGUCUACGAGGGCGGAAUUGAUCGCAAUCUCGACACAUCUAACACAUCCGGUACACCCACCAUGCCUAGCUCCGCCCACACUCUGCCGCCCUGCGCUCCCACCGCCACCAGCUCCAUCACACUCAAUACAUACCGCACAUCCAUCAUGCUCAGCUCAACCCAUACGCCAUCAUCCAGCUCGCCCACCAUCACCAGUUCCACCACCGCCAUCACCGUGGCUGCCACUGAUAGUACCGUCUUCUCGUGUCCACACUGUCUCCGCAUAUUCAUCUCAGACAUCGGCCUGGUCGGUCGCUUGCGUAUCCAUCGCACGGGGACUAACGACCCAGUGCCUGGAGCACCAAUCUACACUCGCCCCAUUCGGCUCCACUGUCCACAUCGCACUCGCACAUCCAUUCACCACAUGGGUCUAUUAGGCCACAUGAGCGUCUCCGAAAACCUGUGGUAG
Spirometra erinaceieuropaei is the source of this 1193-nucleotide messenger RNA. The record is from the annotation of a GenBank genome assembly. Lineage: Eukaryota; Metazoa; Platyhelminthes; Cestoda; Diphyllobothriidea; Diphyllobothriidae.